AGUCCAAGAUUUCAGCCUCACGCAAACUAAUGCUAAAGAGCAUGAUGGUUGCUAAAGCUAAAGAGAUGUUGGAGCAGGAGGUGAUGGAGAAGGAGGAGGAGAAGCAGCGGUAUCUGGCAGAGAAAGCCCCACCUCUACAAACUGGUGGAAUGUCUUUUGCAGAGCUCCAGGAACUGUGCCAAGAACUCCAUGCCAAGAUAAACAUCGUGGAUGAGGAGCGCUAUGAUAUUGAAGCAAAAGUGCUGCAUAACACCGGAGAGAUAAAAGAUCUAAACAUUAAGGUCUUAGAUUUGAGAGGGAAGUUUAAGCGGCCCAAUCUGAGAAGGGUGAGAGUGUCAGCAGAUGCCAUCCUGCGCUCUCUUUUGGGCUCCAAACACAAGGUGUCAUUAGACCUGAGGGCAAACCUCAAAUCAGUCAAGAAAGAGGACACAGAGAAGGAAAAGACAGUAGAGGUUAGUGACUGGCGGAAAAAUGUGGAGGCCAUGUCUGGAAUGGAAGGCCGCAAGAAAAUGUUCGAUGCUGCCAAGGGACCUGUGCAGUGAUCAACAGGAUAUGGGCUCAAUUGAGAGGUGAAGAGGUGGCAUUGCUGACUUCUGCUUAAUCAAUUCAAGUCAAAGAUUACAAUCUACAUUAUAGGUUAUUGUUGGCAUACUGCACAUCAUCUAUACUACAUACAGUACCAGUCAAAAGUUUGGACACACUUACUCAUUCAUAGUAAUGAGUAAGUAUGCCCAAAUUUUUGACUGGUACUGUAUAAAUUGUCCGUAUACAUAUAACUUAACGUACAUGUAUGCCCAAUACUCAAGUACUGUAACAUGCAGGAUGUUACAUCAGAUUAUGUGUUUGUUUUGCCAUUGUCAGAAAUUUCUCCAAAUGGUCACUGCUAUGCCUCAUUGUCAAAUCUCUUAAUAAGUUCAAAGUGAAUUGAUAACAUUCUCUUAGGUUUGGCGGAAACCAACAAAUGUCCAUCAAAAUAUAAAUCAGUAAUUAUAAAAAUGAUUCACAUUUAAAUAACCACAACCCUGG
Messenger RNA from Neoarius graeffei (lesser salmon catfish), 1026 nucleotides. It is a transcript of the gene tnni1b, whose product is annotated as troponin I type 1b (skeletal, slow). The record is from RefSeq and is a predicted model, not a curated record. Lineage: Eukaryota; Metazoa; Chordata; Actinopteri; Siluriformes; Ariidae. The coding region runs from base 30 to 542 and encodes 170 amino acids. Gene Ontology annotation, cellular component: troponin complex. The transcript has 6 exons. Gene Ontology annotation, biological process: muscle contraction.